AUGCAUCAUAGGCUGCUUAAUCUAGUGGCCUUCUCGGCCUUAUUUUCACUUCUCGAGGCACACGUUGUGCUCGAGAACCCAAAGCCCUUUCGCUUCGUGCAAUAUGGUCCGACCAACCCCAUAUCAUCAACUGGUGAAGAUUUUCCUUGCAAGAUACCAGCUGGUGGCAAGUUAGAACCCGAGGGCCCACCAACGGUUAUAGCUAUUGGGGAGGAGCAAAGCGUCUCAUUCUCAGGACAGGCGGUCCAUGGUGGAGGUUCCUGUCAGUUUAGUUUGUCCGGUCCGGUCAAUAAUGGUGCAUGGGAUGCAUACCCCCUUAAGACUGCGGAAUGGAAAGUCAUUCACUCGAUUGAAGGUGGGUGCCCCGCGCGGAAUCAAAGAGGUAAUUUAGACGGCCCAAAUCAUGAUCAAUACUCUGUCAAGAUACCGGAAGGUAUUGAACCGGGUGACUAUAUUUUUGCAUGGACGUGGCUUGCUCGAAUUGGAGGACAGCCUGAAUAUUACAUGAAUUGUGCGCCUAUUACUGUCACUCCGGCCAAGACGAAACGCAUGGACAGUUUAGCUCGUCGGGCGUCGCUUGCUAAGAGAGUGGCCUUUCCAGAGCUAUUCAUGGCUAACAUGGGUGACGUUUCGGGAGGGUGUACAACUGAAGAAGCCUUGCAACAACAGAUACCAAUCGCGUUCCCGAACCCUGGUCCUUCUGUUGACUAUCCAGAGGGUUCCGAGAACUUGUUCAGACAGCAGUGCGAUGGAAACCCGCGAGCUAGACAAGGCAGCGUUUCUGGAACUCCAGGUUCAAGCACAUCUUUUCAACUUGCUCCGACCUUUAUACCGGAACCCGGGCUAUCAAGAACCGUGUCCUCUUCUCCUAUCUUGACAAUUUCGACGCUACUUGUCUCACCAUCAUUGUCCACAGGACAGGCAUCGGCUAGUACGCCAACACCGACUUCUACGGGGGACCCAGUAACAUGUAUAGAAGGUCAUCUAACUUGCCUUGAUGAUAGUUUGCACUUCGCUACUUGCACUGGGGGUCGGUUGACUCUUCCACAGCCUCUUGCACCGGGGUUUAAAUGUAAGGUCGGCUCUGGAGUUGGCCUUGACAUUUCACCAGUGUAA
Daldinia vernicosa is the source of this 1116-nucleotide messenger RNA. RefSeq lists its product as uncharacterized. The record is from RefSeq and is a predicted model, not a curated record. NCBI's taxonomy places the organism in Eukaryota, Fungi, Ascomycota, Sordariomycetes, Xylariales, Hypoxylaceae. The transcript is spliced from 2 exons. The coding region runs from base 1 to 1116 and encodes 371 amino acids.